AUGACAACUCAAUCAUGGAUACAAGAAACUACUGAACAAGAUUUUCAUUUCGAUACAACUAAUUAUGGUGAAACUCAAUCAUGGAAUGAAAUAACUACACCAGAAUUUAAUCAGUCAAAUACUAAUAUUGAUAUAACACAAACAUGCCAAGAUUUUACUACUAAAGAACCAUCUCAACAGGAGAAUUUUACGACAACAGAGGAAAUAACUAGUACAAUGACUGCUACUACUACUGCUAGUGUUACAUGCCCACCGAGUAUUACUCGUGAAAUUGUUGAAGAAACUAAAAAAGAAAUAAUUGAUAGAAUUCUUGCUAUUAUAUCAAAUGAAAUAACCAAUAAAUUAGAAGCAAUUAAAGAAAAUCUUCUGACAUUAACUUCCUAUAGUCAUCAAACACGUAUUGAACAUCUUAAUCAAACAGCUGGUUUAUGUCAUAAUCAUGUACUUGUUGCUGCUACAUUCAAUGGAUCAAUUUCUUUAGCAGCUGCUGGUCCAGCAAGUGUUUUAACUUUAAACACAAUAUGGAAUCAACCUCAAUUAUUUGGACAAGUUUAUUGGUAUCGUACAAAUGGAAAAUCUUUCGGAUUUUCUCCACUUCCUACUAUUCGACAAACUUCAGCUGAUAAUGAAGAUUUAAAUAGUCCUUUACGUCUUAGUUGGCUAUUGGAUCAAAAUAUUGGUGGCUAUAGAGCAGGUGCUAUACGUUCACUGCCUGAUAAUUCUAUAUGGCAUAAAGUUAUUUAUUGCAAUUAA
Molecule: messenger RNA, 753 nt
Organism: Rotaria sordida
Lineage: Eukaryota; Metazoa; Rotifera; Eurotatoria; Philodinida; Philodinidae
Source: the annotation of a GenBank genome assembly